ACAAUCAGCUGUCGUUUCUCAUCUAACACACAUCACAACCCUAAAAUAUAGAAUAAUCAUUAUAAAGUCGACUAUUUUGUAAACUUUUACUCUUCACGCACCUUAACACAACUAAAAAUAAAUAAAAACUAAUAAAAAAGAAACAAAAUAAAUUAAUUGUUGUGUUGACAAUGUCAAAACUAUCAAAAUUAUUAAAUUAUCAGUGAAAACUCAUCAUGUAACAUGUAACACAUUCAAAUUUAUGUUUUUCAUUCAUUAAAACUCUAAAAAUCAUUAAAAAUACUAAAAACACGCAAAAAAUAUUUAAAAACAUGAAAAGAAACAUUAUGGAACGUUUUACUUUCAAAAAAACAAAAAAUUUUACUCUUUUUACCAAUGGAUUCAAAAAUAAUCACAAAACAAUGAAAACUCAUUAAAUUCUAAUAAAAAAAAUGGGGUAUAUCAAAGGGAUACCUUACAUUAUCCUAUGGUUCAGCAGUAUUUUUGCUGGCUAUGCAGGAUUUUUCUGUCCCCUGUUACCCCUAAUGUUUAUCUCUAACAAGUGGUACAGACGUGUCACCGACUUCCUGCUCACUUUUUGGCAAAUGUAUCCAUCGGCAUUGUUAGAAUUUAUCCACGGCUGUGACAUUCAUGUGACUGGCGAUGCUAUUAACGCAGAUGAAAAUAUUCUGUUGGUUAUGAAUCAUCGCACGCGUACCGAUUGGAAUUAUCUGUGGCCGGCGGUGUCGAAAGCGACAAUCGGGAGGAAUCGAUGGAUGUAUCCUACGAAAUUUGUGCUUAAGGAUCCUAUUAGACAUGUACCAGGAGUAGGAUGGAUGAUGCAACUAGGAAGUUAUCUCUACAUUAAACGCCACUGGGAAGAAGACCAAAUAAAAAUGGCGAAAGCAAUCGAUUUCUUCACGGAACUAAACACAAAAUUCAGUUUGUUGAUAUUUCCUGAAGGCACAGACCUCACACCACAGACCAAAGCAAACAGUGAUAGAUUUGCAGAUAAAAUGGGACUACCACAUUAUGACCACGUUUUACACCCAAGAACAACCGGCUUCUGCUACCUAGCCAAAAAAAUGCUUGAAAAAGGCACUCUGGACGCAAUUUACGAUGCAACCAUUGUUUAUGUUGAUAAAACACCACAGAAUGAGAAAUCUCUAGUCAAUGGCAACGUACCAAAACACAUCUGCAUACAUUUCAAGCGAUACAACUACGGCGAAUUCAAUGCAUCAGAACAAUCACUCCAAAAAUUCUUAGAAACCCGCUGGAGCGAAAAAGAAGCACUCCUCGCCGAUUUCCAAAGCUCUGAUCGUCGCACCCUGUACGAUUCCAAGAUGGAAAUGCGCGUACGCCCCUAUACACGCAACUUUCUACUCGCGUUAAUCUUCUGGACACUACUACCCUUCCCAGUCGGGUAUUUUCUAUACACAUGCCCCACUUUUAGAUACAUUGUAAUAGCACACACAAUAUUUCUGUUAUCCGUUAAUAUUCUAUCGGAUGGUUUUCAAUCUGUGGAAAUCGGCGUGCAUGAAAGCAAGAAACGCGUUCGAAGAUUAUUCGUACAUGAACAUCAUGAUAAUUAACAAUAAACAAUCAAUUAAACUAUUAUUAAUAUUUAUUUACAUGUUAAAUGGAUUAACAUGCAAAUAAAAACUAAAUUAUUAAUAGAUUUGUAGUAUAUUAUUAGUAGUAUAAUGCGGCGGGUUCAAAGACCAUUUUAAAUUUAAAAUGAAAAAAGAAAAUAUUGAAAUAUUUAAACAAUUUAAACAAUUACAGAUCGAUGUGAUGUAUUCUUGUAUGUAUAUUGUAUUGAUGUAUUUUUCGAUGUCGUCUUUUAACAACUUUUAGUCCUGCUAGUCUAUUUUAUGUACAAAAAAACCUAACCUAACCUAAAAAUAUUUACGAUGUGAAUUCAAGGUGCCAAACAUAAGAAUAAUUAUUCUUAGAAUAAUUGUUUGAUUAAUAACUUAAGUACUUAAAGAAUUGUUUAAAGAGUAGUUUGUGUAAUGAUUGUGCAAUAUGAUUGUGCAAUUUAGUAAAUGCGUAAAUUAUAACCAUUCCAUUGUAUUACGAAAAUUGUUAUCAGUUAAUAAUCACAGCACCGUAGUAAAUAUUCCAUGCACAAAACUAAAAACACUGAAAAAUGUAUAAAUAGUUUUAAAGUAAAUAAAUCCACCCCUGGAACAAGGAAA
Dalotia coriaria is the source of this 2180-nucleotide messenger RNA. RefSeq names its product lysocardiolipin acyltransferase 1-like. Lineage: Eukaryota; Metazoa; Arthropoda; Insecta; Coleoptera; Staphylinidae. The record is from RefSeq and is a predicted model, not a curated record. The transcript has 5 exons. Gene Ontology annotation, biological process: phosphatidylinositol acyl-chain remodeling. Gene Ontology annotation, cellular component: endoplasmic reticulum; endomembrane system. Bases 432 to 1571 code for a protein of 379 amino acids. Gene Ontology annotation, molecular function: acyltransferase activity.